This is a messenger RNA of Rhipicephalus sanguineus (brown dog tick), 887 nucleotides long. RefSeq names its product F-box/LRR-repeat protein 20. Lineage: Eukaryota; Metazoa; Arthropoda; Arachnida; Ixodida; Ixodidae. Gene Ontology annotation, biological process: SCF-dependent proteasomal ubiquitin-dependent protein catabolic process. The transcript has 6 exons. The record is from RefSeq and is a predicted model, not a curated record. Gene Ontology annotation, cellular component: SCF ubiquitin ligase complex. Bases 1 to 717 code for a protein of 238 amino acids.
AUGCAUGUUGUAUCGUGCAGGGCAGUGUGUGAGCUGGGCCAGCGCUUGGGACACCAGCUGAUCUCCUUGGAGCUGGAUGGGGAGGAGCUGACGGAUGCUGCCAUCGAGGCUCUGCACAGCUGCAAACAGCUACGCACCCUGGGCAUUAGCUAUGCUGAGAACCUCUCUGAUGCCAGCCUUGCCUGCAUCCAGGGCUUGCACGAGCUCCGGCAGCUGAAGCUUCGACGGGGGCCUCGGCUGACAGCACGGGGGCUGGGCCGCAUGUUUGAGAACCAGAACCUGGCGAAUCUCAUCCGCCUGGAGUUGGACAGUCUGGCUCUGGACGAUGAGGCACUCACCCUUCUGGUUCAAGGGUGCCCACAAUUGCACACCCUCGAGCUGCCUUGGUGCUGGGACAUCACCGAGAAUGGCCUGGCUGCUAUCGUGGCCAACUGCCAAAACCUGGUGAACCUGGUUCUGCUGGGUCUGUUCAAGAUCCACGGCUUCUGUCUGGCCGAGCUGCCUGCACGCAUGCCCCGCCUACGAUGCAUCCACCUGGAGCAGUGCAACGAGGUGGUGGACUUGCUGUUAGAGUCACUGGCCCGGCGGCUGCCGCAUUUGAAGGUGUUCAACUACUACGGGGAGGUGGUGGUCCCCUUUGAGCAGUCGUCUUCGGCGGGAUCAUCCCCGCGUGCUGAGCGGCAUCUCUCGGCACCUUUGGAGCAGUGCCCGAGCUGAGCUCACUGAUGCAGAUUGGGAGAAUGGAGCUACCAUACACGCGCAAGUCAAGCAGGAUGCUGUCCUCAUUCUGCUUAUUGUAUGAAAUGAACUUAAAGGUGACAAUGCAGAGUUUGUGCUUAGUGUAAAAAUGUAAUAAAAUAUUUGAACCUGAGAUUCAUUGUGGUUGU